Erythranthe guttata (spotted monkey flower) is the source of this 1266-nucleotide messenger RNA. RefSeq names its product CLP protease R subunit 4 (gene CLPR4). Gene Ontology annotation, molecular function: serine-type endopeptidase activity; ATP-dependent peptidase activity; ATPase binding. NCBI's taxonomy places the organism in Eukaryota, Viridiplantae, Streptophyta, Magnoliopsida, Lamiales, Phrymaceae. The record is from RefSeq and is a predicted model, not a curated record. Gene Ontology annotation, cellular component: endopeptidase Clp complex. Gene Ontology annotation, biological process: protein quality control for misfolded or incompletely synthesized proteins.
AAAUAAAACCCCUCUCUCUCUCACUCUCUCUCUCUCUCUCUCUCUCUCUCUUCUCCUGCAAUCCAAAACCUCUGCUUCAAUGGCUUCGCUCUUUUCUCCAACAACUCGGAUGACACUAAGCCCCAAUCUAGUUCUAGCCUCUCCUUCUCCUUCUUCUUCUCGCAGACCUUCUCCGCCGACGAGUUUUCUUUCUCCGUUCGUCGGUGGCAGCGUCUCCGGCGACUUUUCGGGUCUCAAGAUCCGACCCGCUUCCCUCAGCACACCCUCCAGCUCAAAUGCUAAACGUGGCGUUGUCACAAUGGUAAUUCCCUUCUCAAGAGGAAGUGCUUGGGAGCAACCUCCGCCAGAUUUAGCGUCGUAUUUGUACAAGAAUCGAAUUGUGUACUUGGGGAUGUCUCUUGUUCCAUCUGUUACCGAACUUAUAUUAGCAGAAUUUCUUUACCUUCAAUAUGAAGACGAGGAAAAACCAAUUUACCUCUAUGUAAAUUCUACUGGGACGACCAAGGGUGGGGAGAAGUUGGGCUAUGAGACAGAAGCUUUUGCAAUAUAUGAUGUUAUGAGGUACGUAAAACCACCCAUCUUCACGCUAUGUGUUGGUAAUGCAUGGGGAGAAGCUGCAUUGCUAUUGGCUGCUGGUGCAAAGGGGAAUCGUUCUGCCUUACCCUCGUCCACAAUCAUGAUUAAGCAGCCAAUCGCUAGGUUUCAGGGUCAAGCAACUGAUGUAGAGCUUAUGAGGAAAGAAGUUAGAAAUGUGAAGGCUGAAUUGGUAAAACUGUACGCAAAGCAUAUUGGAAAAUCGCCCGAGGAGAUUGAAGCGGACAUUAGGCGUCCAAAAUAUUUCAGUCCCAGCGAAGCUCUUGAAUACGGAAUCAUCGAUAAGGUUCUGUACAACGAGAGGGGCAGUGAAGACAGAGGAGUUAUGUCAAACCUAAAAAAGGCACAACUUAUUUAAUGGAUUAUUUCGCAAGUAGUUGUAUGAAUGGAAGCAUGGCAAGAUGCAGUAAUUACCCACAAAUCGGAGGCUAAUUAGAUUCUUUGAUGUUGGGUAAAUGAAGAACAACUUGAACUCAAGAGUGCACUGGCUAUUUACGGGGGACGCUAAUCCUUUUAUUACCAAAACGAAGGUGGUGUGCUUAUGUUCUAUGUUUGACAAUAGUAGGUUACUGAAAAAUGUUAAAGAUCAAGUGUAUUUAUUUGUAUCCGGUUACUCCAGAGUGAGCUUCAAUAUGCAAGUCUACUAUAUAACCUAUUAGGUACUCUUGAGAA